AGGACCUAACCAUGCUGUACGAAAAGGGCAAAAAUCCAAGCUCGUUGGACGAAGAGGCACACAGCUACCGCAAUAGCCCCGCCAUUCAAGAUGACGAUAGAAGCAGUUCCUACAGUAGUGGAUCCUACUAUCUGGAAUCAAAAGGUGGUAGCGCUUUCACCCGUUUCAUCGACUCUUUCAAACCCAUCGACUUAGAAGAAGAUGGUAUUGACACCACCAACAUGACUCCUAUGGAGAAAUCUAUUAUUGCUAGUGCAAGACAUCCUUUGGCCAGAAGAUUAAAGUCUAGGCACUUGCAAAUGAUUGCUAUUGGUGGUUCUAUUGGUACGGGUCUUUUCAUUGGUAGUGGUUACUCGUUGUACAUGGGUGGUCCAGCCGGUCUUUUGAUUGGUUAUCUCUUGGUUGGUUACUCUAUGUUGUGUGUAAUCUAUGGUUUAGGUGAACUUUCUGUUCAAUUUCCAGUCUCCGGUUCCUUCAAUGCCUACUUCACCAGAUUUGUCGAUGACAGUUGGGGUUUCACCUUAGGUUUAUUGUAUGCUACAUCAUGGUUGGUUUCCUUCCCCUCUGAGUUGAUUGCCUGUUCUAUGACUAUUCAAUAUUGGAAUACGUCUGUAAAUCCUGCCGUUUGGGUUGCAGUAUUCUAUGUUGUUAUUGUUUCUAUCAACUUCUUUGGUGUUAAGGGUUAUGGUGAAGCUGAAUUCUAUCUUUCGAUCAUCAAGGUUGUCGCCGUCGUUGGUUUCCUUAUUGUUGGUGUCUGUAUUAUUUGCGGUGUUGGUGAAGGUGGAUAUAUUGGUGGCAGAUACUGGCACAACCCUGGAUCAUUUAACCAUGGCUUCAAAGGUGUUUGUUCUGUCUUCAUUGGUGCUGCCUUCUCCUUUGGUGGUAUUGAAUUGGUAGCAUUGGCUGCUGCUGAAACCAGAAACCCAAGAAAAUCUUUGCCAAAGGCAACUAAGCAAGUCUUCUGGAGAAUUACUAUAUUCUACAUCCUUACUGCUAUCAUCAUUGGUUUCUUAGUUCCAUACAACAACCCCAUGUUAUUGAGCGGUAACUCAAGCGAAGAUAUCGUUGCUUCUCCAUUCGUUAUUGCUAUUCAAUCUGGUGGUAUUAAAGUGCUUCCACAUAUCAUGAACGCUGUUAUCUUGGUUGCAGUUGUCUCUGUUGGUAACUCUUCUGUGUACGGGUGCUCCAGAACAUUGGCUUCUUUGGCUGUUCAGGGCUUGAUUCCUUCCAUCUUUGGUUACAUUGACAGAGCUGGAAGACCUAUGGUUGCUAUUAUGUUUACUAACUUGGUUGGUUUACUCGGUUUCUUGGUUGCAAGUGAAAACCAAGGUACUGUUUUUACUUGGUUCUUUUCCAUCUGUUCUUUGGCUGCUUUCUUCACCUGGAUUGCCAUAUGUUUCACACAUCUUAGGUGGAGAUGGGCUCUUGCUGCUCAGGGUAGGUCAUUAGAUGAAGUUGCAUUCGUGUCGCCAUUGGGAACAUUUGGUUCCUACUCUGGUAUUUUAAUUUUAUCGUUGAUUGUUGUCGGUGAAAUCUGGAUCUCUAUUUGGCCAAUUGGUGAACCAGCUAGCAACAUCACAUUCUGGCAAAACUGUUUGUCCUUGCCAUUAAUGCUUGUUUCUAUCAUUGCCCACAAGACAUGGUACCGUUCUUGGAACCGUAUCAUGGUUAAGUUGGAAGACGUUGAUUUGGAUACCGGCAGAAGAGAUGUUGACGUCGAAUUAUUGAAGCAAGAAAUUGCAGACGAAAGAGAAACACUCAGACAACAACCAUUCUAUCUUAAGUUCUACCACUUCUGGUGUUAGAUGGCUUCAGGGAGCCUCAUAAUUUUCUUCAAUUCACUUCGUAACGCAUACAGAGUCUAUAUUCUAAUAUCCUAGUCAUAUCUACGAAUGUCACUUUUCAAGAUUCUAAUAUAAUAAAUAACAUUUAAUAAAAGUAGAAAAACUAA
Molecule: messenger RNA, 1951 nt
Organism: Scheffersomyces stipitis CBS 6054
Lineage: Eukaryota; Fungi; Ascomycota; Pichiomycetes; Serinales; Debaryomycetaceae
Gene: GAP4
Product: Gap4p
Exons: 1
Coding region: 12-1805 (597 amino acids)
Biological process (GO): amino acid transmembrane transport
Cellular component (GO): membrane
Molecular function (GO): amino acid transmembrane transporter activity
Source: RefSeq, a predicted model, not a curated record